UGUAGAUGAAAUGCCGGGACAUCGCUCGGCGAUCUUUCUGCAAGGAAUCCAGCCACCGCGAUGAAUCGAUCUAUGCGUCGCUGCUUCGCCAGUGCUGCCUGUCCAGGGAUCUCGCCAAUGGCAAGCGCAUCCACUCGGAGCUCCGGCGGCUGGGCUCGGAUCGCCACACCCUGCUGGGCACAUUACUCGUGCAGAUGUACGGAAGAUGCGGCUGCGUGGCCGACGCCGUCAUCUGCUUCGAUUCUAUCCGGAAUCCGACCGCAUUCUCUCACAAUGUCAUGGUCGCAGCAUAUGCCCAGAAUGGGUAUCUGGAUCUCGCAGCAAGAACUUUCGAUCGGACGCCAAACAAGGACGUCGUCUCGUGGAAUGGGAUGCUCUCUGGCUACGCCCGCUAUGGAAGCUUUCGAGAUGCAAAGCUUUUCUUUGACGAGAUGCCGUACAAGAACACCGUGUCGUAUAACACCUUGAUAUCAGCAUUUGCCCGCCAGGGGAACUUGGCCGAGGCAAGGAAUCUCUUCAAUUCCAUGAAGAUCCGCGACGCAGCGACGUGGAAUGUGCUAAUCGCGGGUUACACACAGCGAUGCCUGUGUACCCACGCGCGAGAGAUCUUUGACCGGGCGCCCGUACGAAACGUGGUGACGUGGAAUACCAUGAUUGGAGGUUAUGCCCAAGCCGGGCAUCUUGAUAACGCCACCGAGCUCUUUGGUUUGAUGCCGCAGUGGAACGAGGUGUGCUGGAACGCCUUGAUCUCGGGGAUGGGUCGCAACCGUCGCCUCCCCGACGCGCUUGAGCUCUUCCAGGCGCUGCCCUUCCGGGACAUGGUAUCCUGGAUCGCGAUGAUCCAGGGCUGUGUCCACAGCGGCGAUCUCCACCGGGCGUGGGAUCUCUUCAAGCGGAUGCCGCUCACGGACGUAGUGAUCUGGACCGCGAUCGUCACCGCCUUCGCCCACAGCGGCUUCUUGCAAGAGGCCCGGGAUCUGUUCGACGCGAUCCCGAUCAAGGACGCGGCAGCGGUGAAUGCGAUGAUCGCGGCCUAUGGCCUCCACGGCGAGAUCGCUCGCGCCAAGGAUCUCUUCGAUAGCGCCGGGGAUCUGCGCGACGUGAUCUCCUGGAACGCGCUCCUCGCGGCGUUCUCCCAGAACGGCCACGCUCGCCAGGCGCUGGGGAUCUUCGCGGGCAUGGAUCUGGAAGGGAUCCACCCCGACGGGAUCAGCUUCGUGAGCGCGCUGGAUGCGUGCACGAUCCUCACGGCGCUGCGCGAGGGAAAACUUCUCCACGAAGAGCUCCUCCUUGCAAGCCAGGGCGAGAUCUUCGUUGAGGCCAGCCUCGCCACCGCGCUCGUGAACUUCUACGCCAAAUGCGGCCGCCUGGACGAAGCGCGAUCGCUCUUCGACGCCAUGGCCUUCUGCGACGCGAUCCUCCUCAACUCGAUGCUGGGCGCCUACGCCCAGAGCGGCCGCGCCGGCGAAGCUGCCGAUCUCUUCCAGCGCGCGAUUCUCUCCGGGAUCCAUCCCGACGCCGUCACAUUCGUCUCGAUGGUCAGCGCUUGCAGCCACGCCGGCCUCCUCGAUCUCGGCCACCGCUACUUCCUCUCGCUGGUCGGAGAUUUCGCGCUCGCUCCACACGCGGCCCACUACACAUGCAUGGUGGAUCUUCUGGCCAGAACGGGCCAUCUGAUGGACGGCGAGGAUCUCCUCGACGCCAUGCCAUUCCAGCCGGAAUAUACCGCGUGGAAGUCCCUCCUCGCGGGCUGCCGUACGCACGGAGACGUGGGCCGUGGCGCCAGGCUCGCCCGACGGGCCACAAAUGCCAACCCGGUGUGCUCCUCUCCGUACGUGCUACUCUCAAGGCUCUACGAUGCCGCUGGUAAGCACGGCGAUGGGAUUUCCGUUAGGAAGGCUAUGGACGCCAGGCGUUUAAGAAAGCCCGCGGGUCUAAGUAGCAUCACGAUCAAAGGUAGAGCUCACGAGUUCGUGGCGGGAGGGAAAAACCACCCCGAAAUCAGCGCGAUCCUGGACGAGCUCCAUAGUCUCAAUGCAAAGAUGAGAGAGGCCGGAUACGUACCCGAUACGAGCAACGUACUCCACGACUUCGACGACGAGGAGAAGGAGCAAUCGCUGAGCUUCCACAGCGAGAAGCUGGCGGUGGUGUUUGGGAUGAUCAGCACUCGCGGGAGGAGCGAUCCUCUCUUCGUGGUGAAGAACUUGCGGAUGUGCACCGACUGCCACACCGCCACGAAGUUCAUGUCCCGGAUCGCCAAGAGGGCGAUCACUGUGAGAGAUGCUCAUCGCUUUCACCACUUUCAAGAUGGAGCGUGCGCUUGUGCCGACUUUUGGUAGGCUUUCUCUCCGAUAUAAUAUUUUUCUCGUUCUCCCAUUCUAGAAGUCUAGAA
Messenger RNA from Selaginella moellendorffii, 2392 nucleotides. RefSeq names its product pentatricopeptide repeat-containing protein At4g02750. The record is from RefSeq and is a predicted model, not a curated record. Gene Ontology annotation, molecular function: protein binding; RNA binding; zinc ion binding. Gene Ontology annotation, biological process: RNA modification. NCBI's taxonomy places the organism in Eukaryota, Viridiplantae, Streptophyta, Lycopodiopsida, Selaginellales, Selaginellaceae. The transcript has a single exon. Bases 6 to 2339 code for a protein of 777 amino acids.